Messenger RNA from Stegostoma tigrinum, 3937 nucleotides. Its product is annotated as caM kinase-like vesicle-associated protein. The coding region runs from base 845 to 2056 and encodes 403 amino acids. NCBI's taxonomy places the organism in Eukaryota, Metazoa, Chordata, Chondrichthyes, Orectolobiformes, Stegostomatidae. Gene Ontology annotation, molecular function: ATP binding; calmodulin binding; calcium/calmodulin-dependent protein kinase activity. The transcript is spliced from 11 exons. Gene Ontology annotation, biological process: peptidyl-serine phosphorylation. Gene Ontology annotation, cellular component: intracellular anatomical structure. The record is from RefSeq and is a predicted model, not a curated record.
UACUUUGUUCGUAAUUGGAGCACAACACCUACUUGGGCGUGUGCGAUUGUUAUUCUGAUUUCUAAGCACUGUGUUCCCGUUGAUUUUAGAUAACUCUUCUCUUUAAAAUACUACCUGAAAGUAUUUGACACAUCGCAGGUCACUACCUUUCCAAAAUAUACAUAACACAAUAGCCCCUACAAUAAUGAUAUGAUGGGGUCAGAAGUGGAAAUAGUCCACAGAGCUUGCACAGUUUCAUGUACAAUUUCUCAAAAAUAAGCAGACCAAGCAAAAAGAACUGGAUAACUCCCAGAUCCUUAAGUAGCAAAAUAACUUCUACCCAAACACAAGUACCAGGCAAUGACCAUCUCCAUCAGGAUAGAAUCUAACCAAUUAUGUUACCAUCAAUGAAUCAACCACCAUCAACUUUGUAAUUACUGACCAAAAACAGACCAGACUGACUACAGAAAUACCAUGGUAAUGAGGGCAGGAUAAUGGUUGUGUAUUCUAUGUUGAAUAACCCACCUUCUGAAUGUCCACAAGCCUUCCUACCACAUACAAAGCACAAUUCAGGAACGUAAUGGAAAUUCUGCACCUGCAUGAAUGAGUACAGCUCUGAGAGCACUCAAGAACCACAACAAUAUCCAAAGCAAUUCAGGACAAAUAUAAAAUCAGAAGAGAUAGUAGGAACUGCCGAUGCUGGAGAAUCUGAGAUAAGAAGAUAUUCUGAGAUAAUCUGAAGAAGGAUCUCGACCUGAAACGUCAACUUUCCUGCUCCUCUGAUGCUGCUUGGCCGGCUGUGUUCAUCCAGCCCUACACCUUGUUAUCUGUAUAAAAUCAGAAGCAUUGUUUACUAACAACAGCAAUGCCUUUUGGCUGCAUAACACUCGGUGACAAAAAGGAUUACAAUAACCCCUCGGACGUAACGGACAAAUAUGAUUUGGGACAAACAGUCAAAACGGAGGAAUUCUGUGAAAUAUUCCGAGCAAAAGAGAAAUCUACUGGCAAAAUGUACACUUGCAAGAAGUUUUUGAAGAAAGAUGGAAGAAAAGUUAGGAAGGCUGCGAAGAAUGAAAUCAUGAUUUUAAACAUGGUGAAGCAUCCAAACAUAUUACAGCUGGUCGACGUCUUUGAAACACGCAAGGAAUAUUUCAUUUUCCUGGAACUUGCCACAGGUCGAGAGGUGUUCGAUUGGAUCCUGGACCAAGGCUACUAUUCUGAGAGAGAUACCAGCAAUGUGAUCAGACAAGUAUUGGAGGCUGUGGCGUACCUGCAUUCCCUCAAAAUUGUGCACAGAAAUCUUAAGCUGGAAAAUUUAGUUUACUUCAAUCGUCUAAAAAACUCCAAGAUUGUCAUAAGCGAUUUUCAUCUGGCUAAAUUGGAGAAUGGACUGAUUAAAGAGCCUUGUGGAACACCAGAGUAUCUUGCUCCAGAGGUUGUUGGACGACAGAAAUAUGGACGACCAGUUGACUGCUGGGCCAUUGGAGUGAUCAUGUACAUACUGUUAUCAGGGAAUCCACCUUUUUAUGAUGAAAAUGACGAUGAAGAUUAUGAAAACCAUGACAAGAACUUAUUCCGAAAAAUCCUAGCUGGGGACUAUGAGUUUGAUUCUCCAUACUGGGAUGACAUUUCAGAAGCUGCAAAAGAUUUGGUGAGUCGCUUGAUGGAGGUUGACCAGGACACAAGGAUAACAGCUCAAGAAGCCAUAAACCAUGAAUGGAUUUCAGGAAACGCAGCUUCAGACAAGAACAUCAAGGAUGGUGUCUGUGCUCAAAUUGAGAAAAACUUCGCCAAAGCGAAAUGGAAGGUACUUGAAAAAGCAGUGAGGGUAACGACGAUCAUGAAACGCCUGCGGGCACCUGAGCAAAGUGAGACAGGCAACAAAUCGCCAAUAGCAGCGCCCGCUCCAUCGGGCGAAGCUGAGAACAAGUCAGCGAGCGGCACCGUGGCGUCGCCCAGCCAGGCAGACAACUCCGCGAAGGUCGGCGUGACAGCAGAGACCUCCCCCCGGUGUAACGGAGAGGCAGCCAGUCCCCACAAAUCUGCUGCCGAAGCAUGGGAAGGACAAAAUGGCUGAAACCGUCAUCGCUUGCACAGAGAACUUAUUGUACAAAGUUUUAAAAAAAAGUUUCACAUUUUUAAAAGUUAUGAGUGGAAGGCAUGAUCAAACGGAUCAUACACAUUAACAAGAAAAUUAAAUAAAUUGAAGCAUCAUACAGAUUCAAUAAUUGCCGUAGUUAGUUCCAACAGGGCAUGUGUUAAAAAGUCUGUGAGAUUUUGAAGCAAUAAUUGGCAUGUUUGAAUACUAUCUUGGCCAAAGUGAAUCUAGGAUGAAAAACUUGGAGGGAGUGCUGUAGCCAAAGCUUAAAUCUGCCUGUCAUUUUUUUUUUGCCCACAGUGUAUCCACAUAGUACAUGUCUAGGCUAUUAUUCUUUUCGAUCAUUUUACUUAGGAGGAGAAAAGAACUACUUUAAUUGCAGUUUUUUGUUUAAAACCACAGAUUAUACUUGUUCCCCCUGGGGUGCCCCUGCUCUGGAUUGUAUGGGUGGGUAGAUCUUAUUAGAAUGUUUUAAUAUCAGGCUGUCCUUUCCCUAGGCUCUUGCAGCUCACUUUUCAGUUUCUCACAGAAUCAUAGAAUUAUAAUGGUGCAGAAGGAGGAUGUUCAGUCCAUCGUGGGCAAUGUUCUUCUUCUGACACGGAGUUCUUACGUUUUGGGAAAUGGCAAGGGUCUGCUCGCGAUUUUUAGUCCAGUGAAAUUACGGCCUGGCUAUGCUCAUGACUUCCCAAUCUCCCCAGCCAACCGGCCAGCCCGCUGGUGCUCUUGGUCAGCAUCACACCAGGAGGAUCCCUAAAGUUUCCAGCGUGGGAACUGCGUUGUCAGAAAUGUCAGCCUGGUGAUCCCUACCGCCAAAGCCAUGAACCCAGUUCCAAUGGGCUGCUAAAUCAACAGAGCAUUCCAAAUCCCGCAGCUCCCCUAUCCAGCAGAAUUUUUGUAGCUGUCAGAGCUUUUCACACUGUAUAGCAGAGUUUAGUUUACAUACAUCUCCAUUCCCAGCGAAUAAAUCAGCACAUUUCUUCUGUUAAUUAUAUUAUGCUUCAUUUCGAUGCUCAAUGUAUUCCAUUUAAGACAGAAAUUUGGGGUUCUCAAAUUAGGUUUCCUAUUCAUGUCCAGUAUUGGGGUUGCAGGUGUAACACUUAAUUGGUCACUAUAUGGUCCACAUGUCUCUUUAAACCACGUCCUGCGUUUCAGAUUUGGCAGAAAAAAACGUUGUUGGCAGAUAUUCUAUGAUAGAAAAUGUACAUGUUUUGAAAGCUUUGGGGUGCAGAGGAAGGGCAUUCAGUGUUUCAUAGUGUGAACUUCAUAGGCUGGUAAUGGUAAGCAUUAUUUUAAGCAAAGCUUUUACUUUUGUGUAUAAAUUUCUAGACAGCUUCUUUGGGAAAAUUCCAAAAACUGCCUGUCUGUCGGUGCCCUGGCACAGAUUCAUCAGACACAAAUUAGAAGUCGUUUGAAAUUAUGUAUAUAGCCAGGUGACAAACUACGGAAACUUUCAAAUGACAACAAAAAAAGUUUAAAUAGUUUAAAAAAAGGCUAAAUUUGUAACAAUGUGUAUGUAUUUGGAAAUAUAUUUGUUAAGAGAGUAAACUAUCUGUGGCAGAAAUGUGCAGAGUCUUCUGUGCUGUGAAGAAAAUAAGAUGCACAGAGGAAGGCUGUUGCAUGUGGGCGACUUGUAAUAUGUACAUGUAGUUGCAUGCUUGUAGUUCUCACGCUUAUAUUUUGUCACACAACAUGGUGGGGUUUACAUGGUGUAAUUUCUUGUGCUGUAACAUGUAAAAUAAUCAAGUCAAUUUAAAAAGAUGGUUUGAAAAGUGGUGAAGAUGUUUAGACUGCUAAUUUACGCAACUACAGUUUAAAGAAAAGGUUUUUGACUCUUAAGAAAAUAAAGAAAAUUUUAAAACA